Elephantulus edwardii (Cape elephant shrew) is the source of this 1230-nucleotide messenger RNA. RefSeq lists its product as uncharacterized. Lineage: Eukaryota; Metazoa; Chordata; Mammalia; Macroscelidea; Macroscelididae. Gene Ontology annotation, cellular component: cytoplasm. Gene Ontology annotation, biological process: protein dephosphorylation. The record is from RefSeq and is a predicted model, not a curated record. The coding region runs from base 1 to 1230 and encodes 409 amino acids. The transcript is spliced from 7 exons. Gene Ontology annotation, molecular function: protein tyrosine/serine/threonine phosphatase activity.
AUGGUCCUGGUGGAAGGGCCGCCCUUGAGCAAGUGGACAGGGGUCACGGAAGCCUUGUGCCAGGCGGCGGCUGAGUCAAACCAUCUGACCAGGCUUGGCUCUGGUCUGGCAGACGGCGCCUACUCGCCAGCCCGAGGCGCCCGGCCGGUCGGGCGCCCCCGCCUGUCGGCCAUGGAGCCGGGCCGCGCGCCCGCGAGCGCGCCGCCGCCGUUCGUGCGCGUCGCGCCCGCGCUUUUUCUGGGGAGCGCGCGCGCGGCAGGGGCCGCAGAGCUGCUGUCGCGCGCGGGCAUCACGCUGUGCGUCAACGUCUCCCGCCAGCAGCCGGACCCGUGCGCAUCCAGCGUGACCGUGCUGCGUGUGCCCGUGUUUGACGACCCGGCCGAGGACCUGUUCGCGCACCUGGAGUCCACCUGCGCCGCCAUGGAGACCGCGGUGCGCGCUGGCGGCGCCUGCCUCGUCUACUGCAAGAACGGCCGCAGCCGCUCCGCCGCCGUCUGCACCGCCUUCCUCAUGCGGCACCGCGGCCUCAACCUAGCGCAGGCCUUCGAGGCGGUCAAGCGUGCCCGUCCCGUGGCUGAGCCCAAUCCAGGGUUCUGGUCUCAACUCCAGAGGUUUGAGGAUCAGCUGCGGUCUCAGACGCCACCAGGUAGAGUGCUUCCCAGCCAGGACCGGCCCCUGGAGGGUGCAGACAACCUCUGGGCUCAGACACAGUUUCCUGACCACCCGGGACCUGAAGACCCAGCCGUUGGGGAAAAGGGGAAGGCAGGCAUGUCCCCUGUGUGCCGAGGCCAUGUGUCGCACCACCUCCCCAUGAGCAUGGUCAAAUGUCCUAUCCUCUGGACAGGAAGGGUCACCUGCUUCGCCUCCUGGGCUCCGGGGGCCGAGUCCGCCUGCUGCCCGCUGGCCUUCCGGGUGGACCCGUUCACCGACUACGGCUCCUCGCUCACCGUCACGCUGCCGCCGGAGCUGCCGGCGCACCAGCCCUUCCAGGUCAUCCUGCGCUACACCUCUGUCGACGCCCCCGCUGUGAGUCUGCCUGAGAUCGCGGGGUCGGGGCACCUGCAGAGGGGGCAGCCUCAGCCUCCAGCCCGGGCGCUGGUGCUCAGGGAGCCCUUUAAGCCUGAGUCUGUGGACAGUGGGGACCCGGGAGCGCUUGUCACCCUGUCGAAGAGGCAGGAACAGCUUCUGGUGGGUGCUGCUGAACCAUCUGCCACGCUGUACCUGGACUGA